AUGAUAAGUACAAGCACAAGAAAGCCGCUACAAGUCUCGAAAAGUCGCUCGAUACAAACGGGAGAGACGAUUUAUCAACUGGAUCCGCGAAAUAGCACGCAUACGACGAACGACGAGCUAUCGAGCCAACAUGUUUUGCCACCGCUGAAGACCGCAACAAAAACGCUGAAACAACAAUCGCACGAGCCAAAUAACACGCUCCCGCAUUUGGGAGGCGUUCAGGUACAACAGCUAUUCGAAGAGGAGACAAACCAUCGUGGGAAAGUCGAAGGAAACGCGAACAAUUUGCCUUCUGUUCGCGCUACUACGAACAGUCAUACUUCAACACCAGCGGACGAUAUCAAUAAUAAUAAUCAUCAAGACAGGAAAUCCAGUGCCGAAUCGUCGACCGGCAAAUCUAGGACUUUACCAAUGACUCCAGAGAAGGCCAUGAAGGUCUUUAUGACUAAACUAACACCCUUUGAACAUCAUGAGAUAUUUAACUAUCCUCAUAUAUAUUUUACCGGACCCAACGCGAAGAAGCGGCAAGGUGUCAUAGGAGGGGCGAGUAAUAAUGGAUACGACGACGAACAGUGCUCCUAUAUUCACGUUCCACACGAUCAUAUAGCUUAUCGUUACGAGGUUUUAAAAAUUAUCGGCAAGGGGAGCUUUGGACAAGUUGUGAAAGUCUACGAUCAUAAAACGCAGAGUUAUGUUGCGCUCAAAAUGGUCCGCAAUGAGAAACGAUUUCACCGACAAGCCGCUGAAGAGAUUCGAAUUUUGGAACAUUUGAAAAAGCAAGACAAGGAAAAUAACUAUAACAUCAUACAUAUGCUGGAGAGCUUUCAAUUUCGAAAUCAUAUCUGUAUUACAUUCGAACUGCUGAGCAUGAACUUGUACGAGCUUGUCAAGAAGAACAAAUUCCAGGGUUUCAGUUUACAACUCGUCCGAAAGUUCGCUCAUUCGAUUCUGCAGUGCUUGGAUGCGUUGCACAAGAAUCGAAUUAUCCAUUGCGAUAUGAAACCGGAAAAUAUACUGCUCAAACAACAAGGAAGGAGUGGGAUAAAGGUUAUAGACUUUGGCUCCAGUUGCUACGAACAUCAGAGAAUAUACACGUAUAUUCAGAGUCGAUUCUACCGAGCGCCAGAGGUAAUUUUGGGUGCGAAGUAUGGGAUGCAAAUUGACAUGUGGAGUUUUGGUUGUAUCUUGGCGGAAUUGUUGACGGGCUAUCCUAUUUUUCCCGGGGAAGACGAAGGCGACCAACUCGCGUGUGUUAUCGAGUUAUUAGGCAUGCCUCCUGCUCAAUUUAUCGAGCCACACAGCUCGAAACGUGCGAAGAAUUUUUUCAGUUCGAAAGGACAUCCUCGCUAUUGUACUGUUACAACUUUGCCCGAUGGGGAAACGGUUUUAACCGGCGGUCGCUCGAGACACGGCAAAACCAGAGGUCCUCCUAGCUCUAAGAGUUGGGUUACGGCAUUAAAAGGAUGCGACGAUCCUUUGUUUAUCGAUUUUUUGAAGAAAUGUUUGGAAUGGGAUCCGUCACAACGUAUGACUCCUUCUCAGGCACUUCGACAUUCGUGGCUGAGGAGACGUCUGCCUAGAGCCCCUGACAACUCAACUACACAUAGAGCUAACCCGCCAGUAUCAGCCGACAAGAAGCACCAGAGACUGCCCUCUAGUUCUACCAAACUUCCUCCAACCCUACCUACUUCUGCGAAGGCGAAAGCGAAGAAACCCAACGAGAAUUUGUCGGACACGAAUCGAACUGUCUUGCCUAAAAUAAUCGGCAGGUGA
This is a messenger RNA of Paramuricea clavata, 1773 nucleotides long. The record is from the annotation of a GenBank genome assembly. Lineage: Eukaryota; Metazoa; Cnidaria; Anthozoa; Malacalcyonacea; Plexauridae.